AUGGCUUCCGCUCUACUGUAUACCGCUGCUUCGGCAUUUAUUAUCAACAAGUUUGCCAUCGCGCAACCAACUCGUGCGAUCGAUGCGGAUUUCCCUGACCCUUGCGUUAUCCAAGGCAGCGAUGGAUACUAUGCGUUUGCUACUGGUGGCAAUGGUGUGAAUGUUCAAGUUGCUACUUCUCCUGACCUCGCGACGUGGGAGCGCUUGUCCGGCACCGAUGCAUUGCCUGGGCCUUUCCCAGCGUGGGUCGCUGGGUCCCCUGCGAUUUGGGCUCCCGAUGUCAUUCAACGCGACGAUGGAACAUUCGUGAUGUACUUCUCCGCCUCUACCAGUCAGGAUACCAGCAAACAUUGCGUCGGGGCUGCUACCUCAUCUAGCAUUACUGGGCCCUAUACACCCGAGCAGAAUCCACUUGCCUGUCCUCUUGACCAGGGCGGUGCGAUCGACGCCGACAGCUACAAGGAUGCAGACACCUUCUAUGUCGUAUACAAAGUGGACGGCAACAGCCUUGAUGGAGACGGCACAACCCAUUCAACUCCCAUCAUGCUGCAGGGCCUGAACUCAGAUGCCAUCACCCCUAAUGGUGGCGCGACCCAGCUUCUUGACCGCGACGACAACGAUGGCCCACUCAUCGAGGCACCGAGUAUUGCUAAAGUUGGAGAUACCUACUAUCUUUCCUUCUCUUCUAACAUGUAUGACACCACCAAUUAUGAUGUCAGCUUUGCAACCGCCGGUGCAAUUGCUGGACCCUACACAAAGGCCCAUGCCCCGGAUGCCCCUCUGCUCGUGACUGGAUCGUCGAGCAACGUUGGCGACUUGAGUGGCCCCGGUGGUGCGGAUUUCAACAGUGAUGGUUCCAAGAUUGUUUUCCACGCUUUUGCGAAUGGCAAGGAUAUUUCGAAUGGACGGGCGAUGUAUGUUGCUGAUAUUGCGGCAUCUAACAAUGUAUUGAGUGUGCUGUGA
This is a messenger RNA of Penicillium cataractarum, 963 nucleotides long. RefSeq names its product glycoside hydrolase family 43 protein. Lineage: Eukaryota; Fungi; Ascomycota; Eurotiomycetes; Eurotiales; Aspergillaceae. Bases 1 to 963 code for a protein of 320 amino acids. The record is from RefSeq and is a predicted model, not a curated record. Gene Ontology annotation, biological process: carbohydrate metabolic process. The transcript is spliced from 2 exons. Gene Ontology annotation, molecular function: hydrolase activity, hydrolyzing O-glycosyl compounds.